Molecule: messenger RNA, 2252 nt
Organism: Syngnathus typhle (broad-nosed pipefish)
Lineage: Eukaryota; Metazoa; Chordata; Actinopteri; Syngnathiformes; Syngnathidae
Gene: swap70b
Product: switching B cell complex subunit SWAP70b
Exons: 12
Coding region: 129-1904 (591 amino acids)
Cellular component (GO): cytoplasm; nucleus
Molecular function (GO): calcium ion binding
Source: RefSeq, a predicted model, not a curated record
UUCCUUUGAACGAAAUGUUCACUUACGAGCCAACACUAUUGAACGUAUCAUCAUUCUGACUGCAAGCAAGAAGGAGGUCACGGAGACUGCGAGUCUAAGUAUUAUUAAUUAAAAAGCCGACCACGGUGAUGUCUCUACGGGACGAAUUGUUGAAGUCCAUCUGGCACGCCUUCACGUCCCUGGACGUGGACAAGAGUGGAAAAGUGUCCAAAUCUCAACUCAAGGUGUUGUCACACAAUUUAUGUACAGUGAUGAGGAUUCCUCAUGACCCCGUGGCUCUGGAGGAACAUUUCAAAGAUGAUGACGAGGGCCCCGUCUCCAACCAGGGUUACAUGCCUUACCUCAACAGAUUCAUCCUGGACAAGGUGACGGACAACUUUGACCGGCAGGACUUCGACAGGAUGUGCUGGACUUUGUGCUCCAGAAAAAACCUGGACCAGAGUCAGCUACUCAUCUCCAAUGAAGAUGCCUUCAAAAUCUGGUGCAUUUUCAACUUCCUGUCAGAGGACAGCUACCCGCCGGUCAUCGUCACGGAGGAGAUGGAGUACUUUCUGCGCAAGCUGACCGAGGCGAUGGGGGGCAGCUGGGUGGAGGAGCGCUUUGAGGACUAUAAGCUCCAAAUGCUCUCGCAGCAGCAGCAGCAGCAGAGCAUCAGCGUGUGGCAGCUCAUCACUCUGGUAGGCUCGGGACACUUCAGCAAGGGCAUGGACAGACAGUCCCUCUCCAUGGGCAUCCAGGAGCUCUAUCAAGAACUCAUCAUGGACGUGCUCAAGCAGGGUUACAUGAUGAAGAAAGGCCACAAAAGGAAGAACUGGACGGAGCGCUGGUUCACGCUAAGGCCCAACUCCAUCUCCUACUACGUGAGUGAAGACCUGACUGAGAAGAAGGGGGACAUCUUGUUGGAUGAACAUUGCAGCGUGGAGGCUUUGGCGGACAAAGAGGGCAAGAAGUGUCUCUUCUUCAUCAGAUCCUCACAGAAAAGUUUUGAAAUCAGCGCCUCGGACAAAAAGAAGAAGCAGGAGUGGAUUCAGGCCAUCCAGACGUGCGUGAACCUGCUCCGAGCUGGCCGUCAGGCGCCGCACCGCGAGUCGCGCCACAAACGUCGCGAGCUGCGCCUCAAGCAGCAGGCCGACCAGGAGGAGCUGCGGACCAAGAUGAAGGAGUUGCAGACGGCCAACGAGGCCAAACAGCAUGAGCUGGAGGACAUGAGGAAGGCUCUGGAGGAAGCGGCAGCCAAAGCGGCAGAGGAAGAACAACGACGGCUUCAGACUCAGGUGGACCUCCAGGACCGCUACAGGGUUGACCUGGAGAGAGAGAAGAUGGUGAGGCAACAGAUGGAGGAGCAGGUGGCCCAAAAGUCCACGGAGCUGGAGCAGUACCUGCAGAAGGUCCGCGAGAUGGAGGACAUGUACCGGCGGUUGGAGGACGCUUUGGAGGACGAGCGGCGCGCCCGCCAGGAUGAGGAAACCGUCCGCAAGCUGCAGGCCAGGUUGCUGGAGGAGGAGGCGGCCAAGCGGGCGGAGCUGGAGGAGAUCCACCUGAAGCAGCAGCAAGCCAUCUCGGAGACGGAGGCUGAGAAGCAGGAGCUGCAUAAGGAGCGGCUGGCCAAGGAGAACGCCCUGAGGGAUGCCAUGAUGCAGCUCCAGCAGCUGGAGCAGGACAGGCAGGGGGCGCUAGAGCAGUACCAGACAGUGAUGAAGAAGCUGGAGGAUGCCACCAACAACACAAAGACGUGGAAACACAAAGUAGCCGAACACGAGGGCUUGAUUCGCCUCAUUCAGCCUGGGUCCAAAGGUCAUCAGAUGAUCACAAACUGGGGCCCGGCCGCCUUCUCGGACGCCGAGCUGAGCCUGAGGGAGAAAAAAUGGCAAGAAAUGAAGAACCAGGUGACACAGGCGCAGUAGACGCCGACAACAACAACAUUGCUGCUGCGUUAGCUCACGGCAGGAAUACAAAAAUAUUGUGGGAUGUUUUCACAUGUUCUUCUCACCUCCUAAAUGAUAGACAACCAAAAUUUUGGAAAUGUCAGAUUAAUAAACAUUCGAUUAAUUGCGUCUGUACCUAAUCUAGUGUUCAUCCGCAUAUUUUUGUGACUCCUAAUUCAGAGUAAUAUGUAAAUAUGUUAUUUUUGACUCGUAAUGCUUUCAGCAUACAUGCUAAUAAUAAACUAGUGAACAUUUUAAGAGUGCUGAACAAGUGUUUGUGGUUUUUACAUGAAAAUAAGAAAUGUGGAAUAAAAAUUGUUAAACUCA